UCAUCGGUGAAGUCCAGAAUCUGAUAAAACUUCAUACUCAAUUGUUCGUGAUCCACAAGUCAGAAAAGAGGUCUUGAUAAGCAAGCACUCUCAGUUACCUCGCCCAAGAAAUGUUCUUUUCUUCAUAGCUCAAAACAACCAAGCAUCUUAACCCUCUCCCAAUGGCCCAAUACCUGAUCCACAUGCAUUCGAUACGAAAAGGAAACCACUACUACUCCCAGAAUCUCCCCCUGUUCUUGCUCCAAUUCAGGAGCAGGAGGCAACAAUGGGCUGCUCCUCAUCGAAGCUGGACGAGGAGGCGGCCGUGAAGACCUGCCACGACCGGAAGAGCUUCGUCAAGAAGGCGAUCGCGCAGCGGGGCCUCCUGGCCUCCUCCCACGUCGCCUACGUCCAGUCGCUCCGCCGCGUCUCCAUGGCCCUCUUCUACUACUUCGCCGAGGACGAGCACCUCUACUUCCUGCAGGAGCAAUCGUCGUGUCUACACCACCCGAGCUCGCCUGAGAAGGUUCUUGUCAUCAACUGCCUGAGGCCGGCGAGGGCUCCGGUGCACCCGGUGGUGGAACAGUGGGACCCCGAAGCCGUCGAGACCGCCACGAUCGACAGAUUCUUCGGGCUGGAUCACCAGUUCAUCCAUCCUUCAUCCAUUGAUUCGAUGAACGACACACCGAUAUCGCCGCGGCCGCCAAGAUGGGAACUCCCUUGGGACCCUUUCUCUUCGCUGAACGAUCAUCCCCUGUAUGCGGAUUACGGCGUCGAAGGCAUAAAGGUUGGUCAGGCGGAAGACGAGCAUAUACCGGAGCUGGAGGAGGAGAGCGAUGACGACGAUGGCGAUGAUCACCCAGAAGGCGAAACAGAGGAGGAGGAGGAGGAGGAGGAGGAAGAGAAGGGUGAACAGGCGGAUGCAGCGCCACCGGAGGUGGCGCCGCGUAAGGAGGAGGAGAGAAAGGUGGGUCAUGUGAACAAUGAGCUGCGAGUGAUGGCCAGUGCUGAUGCUGAGCAGCGUGGCACCCCCGGCUUCACCGUGUACGUCGACCGGCCUCCGACGAGCAUGGCGGAGGCCAUGAAGGACAUCCAGGGUCAUUUCUUGAAGAUCGUUGACACUGCCAGUGAGGUGUCCGUGUUGCUGGAGGUUGUUCCCUACCAUAGGAGAGUUCAACCACCUGCCCCGAGGGAUGACGGCGACGAGCAGGGCGCCCCCGAGAUCCCGCCGGAGCCGUUCGAGCUGUUCCAGAGCCACAAGGAGAGCCUUGACAGGCUCUACGAGUGGGAGAAGAGGCUGUACGAGGAAGUCAGGGCAGGGGAGCGAGUCCGUCUGGCGUACGAGAAGAAGUGCGCGCUGCUGAGGAGCCAGGACGCCAAUGGCGCCGAGCCGUUCGCCAUCGAGAAGACGAGAGUGGCCAUCAGGGACCUCCGGACAAAGCUGGACAUCUCCCUCACCUCCGUCGACGCCGUGUCGAAGAGAAUCACCGCGGUGCGCGACGACGAGCUCCUGCCGCAGCUCAUGCAGCUCGUCCGAGGGUUGGCAAGGAUGUGGAGGGUGAUCGCCGACGCGCACCGAGUGAUGAAGCGCACGGCCGACGAGGCGACCGCGCUGCUCACGUCCUCAGCGGCCGCCGCAGCAGCCGCGCGGCCGGCUCUGGUAGGCGAAGGAGGUAUCAGGGCGGGCGCGCUCGGCGCGGAGCUCCGUGGCUGGCGCGCGGCGCUGGAGGCCUGGGCCGAGUCGCAGCGCUCGUACGCGGCCGCGCUCUGGGGCUGGGCGCGGAGCUGCGUCAAGGACGGCGAGGACAUGCCGCGCCUGAUCGUGGGCUGGGCGCGCGCGGUGGAGUCCGUGGACGUGGACGCGGCGACCAGGGCCGUGGACGCCGUCGCGGCGGAGGCGGCCGCCAUCGCGUCCGCGGCGAAACGGCAGCGCGGCAGCGAGGAGUGGUUCAACGAGGAAGAGGCCAAGAAGAAGGUCUGCCUCGGGCUCACCACCGCGCUGGCGGCCAUCGCCGAGGCCGGCGGCUGGGCCGUCUUGGCGUACGACGAGCUGCUGCUGGAGAUGGAGAUGGAAGCGAGGGGGGAACGGGAUAGAGAGUUGGCGGGAAGGGACGACGAAUCAAUCCAAAACUAA
Messenger RNA from Panicum hallii, 2113 nucleotides. RefSeq lists its product as uncharacterized. The record is from RefSeq and is a predicted model, not a curated record. Bases 266 to 2113 code for a protein of 615 amino acids. The transcript is spliced from 5 exons. NCBI's taxonomy places the organism in Eukaryota, Viridiplantae, Streptophyta, Magnoliopsida, Poales, Poaceae.